GGCAGCAUGUCAGUGGCACAGAGCUUCCUUAGCUGUUACACAAGACAAGGAGCAGCAUUUGGAGCAUCAUUUUCAUCCUGAAACCUGCAAGCUCAGAUGGGAGCAACAGUGCCAUAAAGAAAUGGGCUAGUUAUUUCCAGCUAGUGAGACCUGGGAGUAUUGUACACCAAAAGUGUUCAUAAAGAUCAGCACUAUGACUGAUGGGGACUAUGACUAUCUGAUCAAACUCCUAGCCCUGGGGGAUUCUGGGGUUGGGAAGACAACAUUCCUUUACAGAUACACCGACAACAAAUUCAACCCAAAAUUCAUCACAACAGUAGGAAUAGACUUUCGGGAAAAACGUGUGAUAUACAAUAGCAGAGGACCAAAUGGAUCUCCAGGAAAAACCUUUAAGGUCCAUCUACAGCUUUGGGACACCGCUGGGCAGGAAAGAUUUCGAAGUCUCACCACAGCAUUUUUCAGAGAUGCCAUGGGCUUUUUAUUAAUGUUUGAUCUCACCAGUCAACAGAGCUUCUUAAAUGUCAGAAACUGGAUGAGUCAACUGCAAGCCAAUGCAUAUUGUGAGAAUCCCGAUAUAGUAUUACUUGGUAACAAGGCUGACUUAUCAGAUCAGAGGGAAGUCAAUGAGAGACAAGCACGAGACCUUGCAGAUAAAUAUGGCAUACCAUACUUUGAAACAAGUGCAGCUACUGGGCAAAACGUGGAUAAAGCUGUGGAAAUGCUCCUGGACUUGAUAAUGAAGCGCAUGGAACAAUGUGUUGACAAGACACAAGUAUCUGACACAGCCAAUGGAGGAAGCUCGGGGAAGCUAGAUUCAGCAAAGCCAGAGGAGAAGAAGUGUGCCUGCUAGACUUCACUCUAAACUGUGAGAACCAAUACAAAUAUUUGAUCUGAAAAUGGCUGAUUUACCACUAAAUUCAAACCUGGCCAUGCACAGAAACAAAGUUGUCUUGUUUGGGUUUUUGUUCUCCAGAGAACUGAGUUUUCAGGGAGGCUUCUGUGCUGGAACUAAUAUUCCUGAUAUGGCACCAUGGAAGAUCUAAAAGCGCCCUCAUCUUAAUACAAUCAGGCUAGAAAAUGUAGGAGAGAUGUUCCCUCCUACUUUGGAAGGAGAAAACUAUUGUUUGUAUGGGGGGAGGAGGGGAAAGAUAAAUAAUUUGGAUAUCAUGAUAAACUAAAAAGGGAGUACUUUGUUAGGUCUCUGUCUUAAUUGAAUCUUGCUUCUUUAUACUAUUUUGUAUUUACAUCAGAGACCAUGCAUCUGCUAAAGUGGAGAUAUGAGUAAAGAGAAUGUUAUGUGGUGUAUUACUUGCACAAAGCAAGUAAUGGUGUGACUGACUGACUGAUAAUAAGCUAUGUGUGAGGAGAAAGGGGUGGAGGCUAUUUUUAAAAAAAAUAAAACCAGGGAAACGUGCAACAUUAUUUGUGUUGCUCGUAAAUAAUCAAACGGGCUUUGGAGGAUGAGGGGGGAUAGGGAGAAGAUGCUCAAAUUCCAGCACUACAUGGAAAAGUGGCAACACUUGCUGUUUGAGGCCAGCAGAAUGCAUUUCGUGGUGUGUCUUACAAAUUUCACUAUAAGCAAAAGCACUCUUUGCUAGUCAGAAAAAUUCAGUGUUCAACACCAGAAAACAGGCUGUGUGCAUCAGGUAGGGUGUGCACGGGGAAUUGUGAAAAUGGUGUCACUGUCUAAAAGAGUUGCAAAAAUUGUAUAGCACUUACUGAUCCUCUAAAAAGUUAUUGAGUUGUUGACUGGGAACUCACCACCUGCCAUGAUUGUGUGAUGUUGCCAGUAUGCUUUGCUUUCAAAUGAGCACAAUUUUCGCAUAUACAAAAUAGACUAGAAAGUGACCCUCCUUGUAAAAUACUUGAGUGGGGAAUUGGAAUGCCAACAUAUUAAAUGUGAUCUAACACUAGAUAAAAUGUAUUGUAUUGUGUAGAGCCUAUAGAAGUGGGGUGCUAUGGCAGGUAAUUAGAAGGCACCACCAGUUGCAUUAAAAAGUAAAGCAGGAAGGUAAAAUGUGUAAUUUUUUGUAUUGUCUCAGUGUAUCUGAGUGUGGCUGAGAGAAGGAAUGAGAGUUCUUCUACAACAGCAUGUCUCUCUCUCAUCACUGGCUUCUCAUUUAAAAGCAGAGAGUAUAAGAAAAUAUUUAGGGUUUACUUCUAUUAAAUAGGUAAGGAUCUAACAAGAUGUUCUAAGGACUCCAUGAAUUUGUACUUCCAGACUAAUUUUUAAAAAUCACUCCAGGGAAAAAUGUUUCACAGACGAGCUCUACCAAAGAGCAAAACUAAAUUGGUUGGGUUGGGGGAGAUGGUGGAAGGGAGGCAGACUUCUGCUGCUUUAAAAUUAAAUCAAAUGUGAGGGUUUUCAGUUUUAGUUUUUGAAGUACUGUGAUUUUGAACCAAUUAAGCUUACCAGGUGGCUAGUCCACAAACUAUCUGAUUCAAUACCUUUUUUUUGAAAAAUAUUGAGGGUUUACCAGCUGCUUUGGUGACUGGACAGCACACUUCCUGCCCAUCCCUCCCAAUGAUACUUACUGAAAGAUUUGGCAUGUAGACAGGGCAGAUGGUCUGACAAUAAGGGAAGCCAUUUUUGUAAGGUGAGUAACCAAAUAGCCACUAUAAACAAAUCGGAGAAAAAAUUCAGUUUGCUAAGUGUCUAAAUGAAGACAUACCCUAUGCAGCAAGUUCUGAAAUACCUGCUGCCCUUUUGUAAGCCAAAGCACACGUUACGCAUGAACUUCAGUGGCUGCAAGACAGCCACUGUUAUAAUUGGUAGCUAUUGCCUAGGCAAAGAUUAUAAAUAGUUGAAGUAGGCUGUUUAAACUUCAAGCACAGUCCCACAAAAUAAAUUGAGGGAAACUGAGUUACUGGAGUUUCUCUUCCUUUUUAAUACUAAACAAUACCAGAGCUUUGUUCAGCUAAGUCCUCCAAAGACUGUGAUAAGGGUGGGAAUGGUUGUAACCUGGGAUUUCCUGCCUCCUCAUUUUUUAAAAUCCUCAACCAUGUAGAAUCAGUACUUAAUUUACAGUAUCUGGUUUUGCCCAUUCAAACAGGGUGAGGAGCCUAGUUCAGAAUAGCUCACUUAUUUACUUUCAGUAUGAAUACAUUUCCUAAAGUGACAUAAGUUGGUGUUUAGAGUCUUAAAGUUGUUAGAGAAUUCUAAUGGCUGUUGCUAGCCAACAGAAUAGUGAGUUAGGGAGACUACUGCAUGCAAAGCUGUGAGGAGUUCAUACCCCCAAUUACAAAGCAGCCUAAAGAUGCUGAAUCACCCCCACUUAACAGUAUCCCCGUUUUGGCCAGCACGCUUGAAAACAUGACUUUUGCCCUCAUGUUAUCCAAAGUAGACUGCUCUACAGCAGGACCCUAUAGUCCUCCCCAUUAAACUCCAUUGCCUGACAACUCCCAAGGAAAAGGACUGUCUCAGAACUGGCCUGCUAAAUUGAACUGUUCUAAGACAUUCCACUGCUUGAGGGUUGAAUGUGUAACAAUCACAACUUGAGAACGGUAGGCAGUUGAGUAUGGUAUAGUAUCUAUUGCCUUAAUGUACUAGCUCAUCCAAAAAGCUCUCAUCAAUUUUUAAUUAUCACUGUCUUGCUGCCGCCAUAAAUUAUUUUCAGAUAUUAAUAUGGAUGGGCUGGUAGCCACCAAACCAUAGUGUGGAGGGAGGGGAGGGGGGGGAAAGUAAAUCUAUACCUUACCCCUUAGAUACACUGGAAGUUUUGCAGGGUAGCAUUCAACUUGUAUAAAAAAUAAACUCCAAUCAGCUACGAACUGCUUUGUAGAACUCCCCAGAUUCAUUUUCUCCACAAGAAACUGGAUAACUUGCUUAUUUCUUACGUCUCCCCACUUCCUCACACCCUUCUUGUUCCUCCUAACCACUGUUUUUAGGGUCACAUUCUAGUGGAGAGAAGGCUGCUAUAUUCGUGUAAUAGCCUUUUGGGCCUUAUCCUAACUACGGAGCAGGUGCAAUUCCCCAUUCCCUUCAAUGGGUGAUUGAGAUGCUGAGGAAUCACUCCUUUAUGUCAGUGAAGAUGUCUCCAUUGCUGCACGCGAUGGAAGUGUGAAAGUUCCCAUGCUAGUGUCCUUUUACUGUAAGCUACCCUGAAAUGCUUAUCUUGAGAACAGUGUGUCUUAAGCUCUUAAAGUGCCUGUAUCCAGUGGAACUCUAAUGUAGUGAAGUCUUACCCUACUGCCCCAGCUCCUAUACUCCUUAACCCCUUCCUCUAAGAAAAGAGGGGGCAGGGCUGCAGUUGCAGUUUGAAGCCUUUUCGAUUUUCACUCACUGGAGGUUCACUAUGCACAGAUCCCACUCAGUAAUUUUUCCAUAACUGAUAGCUUACUGAGCUGACAAUACCGAGUGACAUAUGACUGGUUGUGACUCAUUGUUUGUGCAACUAUUAGUUUCCAAUGUCCAGGUGGCAGCUGAGACAUUAAUAGAAUAGUUCAAUUUCUACACAGAUGCGAUGAUGAAGUAGAGAGAACUCAGUCCCUUGCCAUGACACUACUGUUUACCAGUUCAAACUUUUAGGUAUUCAUUCUGAAUUGCUACAGAGUCUAGCAGUUGCAAAACCUGUUUUUACACCAAUAUUCUUUGGAGAACUGCAUUUGAGCAUAAUCCUUCCUUCAAAUACCCCCAGGACCACAUGGCCCUAAAAUGAAUUCACUUUCAUGUACCAUGUCCAGCAAAGAGUGACCACUCUCAUUUUCAAGUAAUCUAGACUCCAGUAUUUCAAUUUUGCUAUUGCAUAAAUUAUGUGGUUCACAGUUAGAUGAGAAGCUCAACAUCUGCUUUAUGUACAAACACAGAAGGCUUGUAGCUUGGUUAACUAUCCCAAGGGUAUUGGAACAAUGACUCCUGCAGUUAUACAUGCGUAUACAUAAGUACUUAAUAUCAGUAUAAACCUUCUGCUCCUGCUAACCUUUGUUUUUAAAUUUAAUUCACACAUUGUUCCCUGUGUCCUGCUGGUUUCUGUCUCCUCUCCUAGAAAUGUGUGCCUUCCUCCAAAAUUCCCUUCCUUAAUACCCUUUUUGUAACACGCUUCUAGGCCAGUGGUCUCCAAACUUUUUUUGAUUGCAUACCCCAUCAGUGUAAAAAUUUUGAGCACGCACCCUCUGCCGUGCCAAAGCGCGCGCACACACAAAAAAAAAAAGCCGCUCGGACUCCCGCCCGAACUGCCGAAGCGCGCAAAAAAAAUAAAUAAAAAUAAAAAAAGCUGCUACUCCUGCCGCGCCCCCACUUCAGACACCACUGCUCUAGGCAGUGCUCAUUUGAGUUUGCAGUUAUACAUGGCGCUAUGCAUAAACCAACCCUGAGCAUGGUAAUUACUUAAUCAAGGAAUGACAUGCAGCACCCAGCAUGACAAUACUGCCAAACCUAUAUAGUUCUGACUUUCAAGGACUCUGUUGCUGGAUUUAAUAUGCUGAUUUAUUUUUAAUUGUUGGAUUUGAAUCCGGUAUGUCUUUAAAUUCAUCAUCUCUCUUCUUAGGUAACCUCCAGGCUUUAUACAAAUCAGAGGUCAUCAGAUUUUUGUCUUUCAUCUGUUUUCUUGAUCAUCUCCAUCCAUGCUCAAUUCACUUUUUGAUUUACUGUAGUGUCAGAAAUCAUUUCUGAGCUCCAGGUAGUAGUCCAUUAUUUCUUCCUGAUCUACAAGUAUUUUGUCCUUCUAAUCUCAAACAUGAAUGUAAAAAUGUGACAUUGCUUAAUACACUAAGCAACCACAGCGUUGUAUGAAGAUUUAUUUUAGAAUGUAUUUAUUAUAUAUUAUAAAAAUCUUUAUUUCUGUAGCCUUCACCCCAGCCUUCACUUCCAUCUGUUGAGGUGGAACAAUGGGUAAGAAGAAUACCAGUGCAGACGGGUAAAUACACUUGUCUUAAAGUCAUUGCUUUAAGCUUCUGAAAUAAGUGGUGCUCUGCUGCAUGAAAACUGCCAUUUUGAGAGUCCACAAAACUUCUUUAGGAAAUAUUUUAGACAAGCCUUCCUUCCCAGCCACGCCCCAAAGCUGAAAGUCCUCUUAGCCAAAGUUACUCUUUUUAUUCCAUAUCUUAUUUGUUCUAAAUUAGUCUUAUUUUCUACCUCUAGCCUGGAUUUUAAGGGUGUUCCAAAUGUAUCUGUGGGGAAAAAUGAAGGAAGGCUGGUGUGGUGGUACUUGAAUCAAAAACUUCUUUUCAAAUAUAGAAACCAUUUCUGCAGUGAGUUUACACUGGGCAUGUUUACAUUGCUCUAAAAUGAUGUCUCAGCUACUUCUGUGAUCAAAAGCUUCUUAAAUCCUUCAUUGUCGCCUAUGGAAUCUGCAUGUUACAAGGCGUCCUCUACAGGUGACAUUGUCCUCAGGACAGGAGCCCAAACAUGGACCAGUGCACCACUUAAAUCUCAAAAUUUAAGGGUUCACAUGGUGCAUAGGUUUUUCCAUAGUGACAUCGUCAAGGGGGUUGAGUCUGUCUCUAAGAUUACCCCUAGAUUCUAGACCUGGCAUAAAAUGUUCACCAGGUCUCCAGCUCAGCAAAGCGUUUAAGAGUAUGCCAAUGUGCUUUCCUGAAUCAGGAGCUGAAGCACUUUUAUGGAGAGAAUUAGAACUGCCAGAGUAGAAUAACCAGAGUUCAAAUAAUCCUUAAAAAUGCAAUUGUGUAGAAAAUACUUACUUUUUUGAACUAUGGAAGUUUGUGAACAGGGUGUUUUUUGUUUUGUGGGGUGUGCGUUUUACCAUCCAGUGAUUUGAAAAACUUAAAUCAGCACUAGGGAAAAUGUUAAGUGUUUUUUUUCAUUAACUUGCCUCAAAGAUUGGUUGCAGCCUUUACAUGAUAUCAGUAUAAAUCAUAUGCUUAAGAGCAUAGCCACUCACCUGUUUGUGUGUGGCAGCACCACUGCCUAUCCUGAACUGUUACAGGAUUAAACUCCUACUCAAGGUGACAGCAAAAAAAAGUUUGAACUUAAAAUGCUCUUCGACGUUUUGUUGUUGACAUACUUUACAUCAUUAUGAAACCUACUAUUAGCCUCCCCUUUUUUUGUAAAAUAAAUCCAUCUGUCUAACUUUCUAUGCUAAUUCUCUUGUUCUAAUUCUGACCUUUCCCCCCAAAAUUAGAAUGCAAAACAAUCAAUCUUAAACUGCAUAGGGUGGAGAAUUUACUGCAAUUGUCACUGUCAAUUUAUAUAAGCCCCAAAUGCUAUCUUCCUUUGGGGAGUAUAAAUCCCAUGUUUCCUCUUUAGAGCAUAUCCUUUUAUGUUUAAAAAGAUAGUGUUAUCUCUGAAAAUAUAUUGGGUAUCCAAAGAUAUACUUGGGUUACUAAUAGCCUAGGCAUGUUUUUAACUAAAACUUGCUUACAUAAAUAUAUAAAAUUCCUUGUAUAUGAUACCAUAGCCCUUGAAGGCAAGAAAGCACUUUUCUGUUGCUUGACCUAGACUCUCUCUCUUUAAAAGAUGUGAAAAGGAGCAUAGAUAUUUCAUUUUUCUUGUAGUUGAUCAUAGGUGCCUCUUCAGCUGUUACUCCCAUAUUUCCAUGAUUAUGUAGAUGAGACUGAUGUUGGAUAUGCUGUACCAAAAAUCCACAAUUAAAUCACUUGUCUUACAACAUGUAGUUGAGAGAAGCUGCUGUUUUGCUAUACUGCUAAUUUUGUAAAAUCUGUUGCCUUAGAAAUAUUUCGUGAAGGCUAAAUCUUAGUUAACACUUUGAAUAUGUAAAGAAUUAUCAAACACUUGUUUAGACUUUAGAGAACACUGGGCCAUAUGACUAACUUUAAAAAAAAGAUAUAUAAUAGAGAUAUUUUGAUACCUGCUUGACAGCAAAUAUUUCAAAACCUGUUUCACUUAAAGUGGAGAGCAUCUCCUAAAAUUAAUACUAUAAGGCUUACAAAUAGAUCCCUUGAUCAACAUCCAGCCUCUAGAGACAUAGAACCAAAAUAUCCAGCUAGAACUGUACUUCCAAUAGUAAUCAAACCUAGUUGUGAGUUGUCUUCAGACACGUAAACAAUUCUACUUUCUUCAAUGGAGUCACUUGUAUGAGUGGUGCCAUGAUUGAAAGAUCCUGGUAAUUCGACAGGAAACAGAAAUUAGCAACUGCUACACUAGUACAGGAACAAAACACUAUAUAGAGAGAUUGAUUUCAGGCCUCAUUCUGAUUUUGCUCAAAACCCCAUUUUUACACUGGUGUAACUCCAAAGAUGUCCACGUGAAUCAAGUAAGACCAGGCUUGCAAUGUCUUUUUGGUGUAUUUUCAAUAGGAAGCGGUUUUCAUAGCUACUUUCCUGUCAUCAAGAGCAUGUAAGCCAUCUGCUCUACGCCCCUCCCUUCACUGCAUAUAGGACAAUUUUUGGACAGGAAACUAGGCAGUCAGCUGAGAACCAUCCCUCUGGCUGUUGGACAGAUCUGUUUUUAGAUAUAUUUUUUUUUUCCUUUGUCUAUAUUCUCUAGUUCAGGAAAAUACAGAUGGUAACUUCAUUGUGUGCUUUUUUGUAUGGUAAUUUAAAAACUGAAAAUAUUCUUUAGCAAGCAUACCCUAAAGGUGUCAAGCCUCAUUACUCACUAGGGCUUUUAAUGUAUAUACUGUAAACUCUGAUACCAAUUGUAUCUUACUGGACCUUAUUUAUGGAAGUUAAAUUGUUCUUUGAUUUUGUUAAGGGUAACCAGCCGACAAAUGCUAACCAUGUUUUAUUGUUACCUUUUUAAAUGUUCUGUUAUGUUACCUUAAGCAUGUUUUAUGUUUGUCUUUGCAACAGAUCUGUAAACGUUAUACCUAGUGAUAUGAAUGUGAUUUUAAACUCUUGAACAUAGUAUUUUUAUUAUGUAUGCCCCUUAAUAGACGGUGGUGCCUGCAUAACACUGUUAACAUUAUUUUGUUGUACCAACUUACAGGUGGCUUCAAAAUAUAUUGUCAAAUGAUUCUCUGGUGUCUGGGUUUGUAUGAUAUGGUCAAGGAAUGUAAUCCUGUGAUUGUUUCUGCACUGUUCUUUUCAAAAUAAAAACGCAUUUUAUA
Molecule: messenger RNA, 8966 nt
Organism: Trachemys scripta elegans
Lineage: Eukaryota; Metazoa; Chordata; Testudines; Emydidae
Gene: RAB27B
Product: RAB27B, member RAS oncogene family
Exons: 7
Coding region: 194-850 (218 amino acids)
Biological process (GO): positive regulation of exocytosis; melanosome transport
Cellular component (GO): secretory granule; melanosome
Molecular function (GO): GTPase activity; GTP binding
Source: RefSeq, a predicted model, not a curated record